This is a messenger RNA of Notolabrus celidotus (New Zealand spotty), 3643 nucleotides long. It is a transcript of the gene sypl1, whose product is annotated as synaptophysin-like 1. Gene Ontology annotation, cellular component: synaptic vesicle membrane; synaptic vesicle. The coding region runs from base 455 to 1171 and encodes 238 amino acids. The record is from RefSeq and is a predicted model, not a curated record. NCBI's taxonomy places the organism in Eukaryota, Metazoa, Chordata, Actinopteri, Labriformes, Labridae. The transcript has 6 exons.
AUGUUGGUCCAUCAUCCAGUCCUCAGCAAGAUAACCCUCUAAAGUCUUGAGUCCACCAGUUGCUGUUAGUCCCCUGAUGUGGACUAUUUGUGCUGAAGUAGUUUUAAGGGGUCUGUGGUUUGAUCUGAGGGUCACAUGACACAGUCAGCACCAAAGAGGCGUCACUUAGAAACUGCGAACUCAGCAAGGAGGAGGCAGCCCGCUCGCCCGCGUCCUCCAGCGGAUGGAUCCAAUGAAAACGCAGCUGGAUGCUUUUGAUGCUUCUUGUUGCUCGACUCGAGCUGUAACUUUUCUGUGGAAGACCCCCGGAGUCACUGUCCGUGGAUUCUCUGUGCGUCGGCAGUAAAACCACGUCACUCUUUAGAAAAAAACUCCCCCUUUUCCUCCCUGUUGGUCCAACAUCCAGAGUUAAGGAACAACUGGAUAAAGAUUUGGGAUCAGAAGCACAGUCAUCAUGACCGGAUUUCGGCUGAACUUCUCGCCGUUGAAGGAGCCUCUGGGCUUCAUCAAACUGGUGGAGUGGCUCACGGCUGUAUUUGCUUUUGGAAGCUGCGGUGGAUUCUCGGGGAAGAACAUCCUGAGUGUCUUAUGUGGUGAUGGCAGGAAUGAAACUCUCAACGCCAACUUCCACUACCCAUUCAGGUUGAGCCAGGUCCCGCUCAUCGAUGGAAACACCACUGUUUGUAACCACUCCGUCACCUUGACGCACAUGGUGGGAGACUCGGCCUCCUCAGCUGAGUUUUUCGUGGGCGUGGCCAUCAUUUGCUUCCUGCAGAGCAUGGUGGCUCUGCUGGUGUAUUUAGGCUACAUGCACAUUUACAAGAACUCUGAAUUUGGACCCAUUUUGGAUUUUGUUGUCACAGCAAUUCUUGUCUUCCUGUGGCUGGUGAGUUCAUCCGCAUGGGCAAAAGGCUUGCAGAAUGUGAAGUAUGCCACGGACACUGAAGGCCUCAGUGCCACGCUGGAUCUCUGCAAGGAUGGAGGCAUCACCUGUGAGGUCACGGAGUAUGCCAACUUGCGGACGCUCAAUAUUUCAGUGGUGUUUGGCUUCCUCAACAUGUUUGUGUGGGCGAUCAACGCCUGGUUUGUGUACAAGGAGACCCGUUGGCACUCCCAGAAGUUCUCCUCUGCACCUGGACCUGGAAGGCAACACGUCCCUGCAACGAUCUAACACACAACGUAACACAAACACAAACACACAUUCACAUACUAUUACUAGAAGUGUCAGCCUGUGCAUACAACACCUCUAGCACAGAGACCUUCAAUUUGAGCACAUGCACGCACACUCACAUUAUGACAGCAUGUGAAAACAAUAACAUUACUCUUCAAAAAAAAUGAAGGAUGAAUUGAUGAAUGUCAGUUGAAGAACUGAUGGAUUUGGAUUAAUAUAUGUUGGAUUUGGACCUCUUUGAUAAACAGGGCUGAGUUGGCGUUUUGUUCACCAAAGUGUGCCACCAUUCCUUAAACCAUCAUGAACUUGAAAUGAGAAUAGUCCAACUAGACGUAGGAAAUACAGGGAGGGGAAUGUUUUUUGUACAGAUUUUCAUUGCUGGUUUUUUUUCAUCAUUAUUCUUUCCUUUUUCAUAUACAAUAGCAACACCAUUACAUUUAGUUCAUCAAAUGCUUUUAAAAGAGGACACCAGUUUGGCUCUGUCAGUAGAGCAGGCGCCAAAUACACGGAGGCGACUGACUUGACUCUGAUCCUCAGCCCUCUGUUGUGUGUUGGCUUCGCUCUCUCUCCCCUGCAUUUUAAAUUCAUCUCCACUGUCCUCUCAUUAAAAGCAACUAAAAUAGGCCAAAAAUAAAUUUAAAGACACACUAGGGGAUUUGCUACGCUUUAGUAAGCGGGUGUAGAAGUAUGCACACACAAGGACCAAAUAUGUUUUUAUGAACUCUAUUAUGUCUUGAAGGUUUCCUUGACCAGGUCCUAAUGAAGUUUGAGGAACCUGAAGGAAUUUAUGAUGUUUAGUGUGUAUCAAUGAAUGUAAGGCACUUCACACUCUCUGCCUCUAUGCCAUGAAUACCAACCACUAGAUUCAGUUUUUAACAUGAGCAUCUUUAAUGUCGUCUUAGUACAACAGAAAGUACUCUUAAGUGCACUAGGAAUUUUGAUACUUUAUACCAGUGGUUCCCAAAGUGGGGGUCGAAACCCCCCUGGGAGGCCGCAAGACACUGAUGCAGGGGUCGUGAGAUACCUUCCAAAAAAACAAUACAAAUUUAGAAUGAUCUAAAAGGUAAAAGGUAAAACAAUGUGAAUAAAAGAUGGCAACACUUUUCCUCUUUACUUCGUUGCCACAUGUCCCUUAAGGAAAUUAUGCUGCUGCUGCUGCUGCUGCUGCUGGCCUUUUUUAAAUUAUAAAGAAAAGGGGCGCCGUUGGCCUAGUGGUCUAAGCGCGCCCCAUAUACAGAGACUAUAAUCCUUGUCGCAGAGGUCGCGGAUUUGGUUCCAGCCUCGACCAUUUACUGCAUGUCCUCCCUCACUCUCUACUCCCCACAUUUCCUGUCUCUCUUCAGCUGUCCUAUUGAUGAAAAAAAGCUAAAAUGCCCGAAAAUAUAAUUUAAAAAUUAUAAUUAUAAAGAAAAAUGCAUGUUUUUGGAUUGGUGUGCUAGUUCUUGCAUGCGGCUGUGAGCAACUUUUUAACCACCUCAGGUCAAUGGGGGUCUCCGGUCUUCUAGCACUGUUAUUUUGGGGGUUGUACCACGCAACUACAUCAGAAAAUAACAUUCCAUAAUCCCCCCCAUAAUAUAUAGCAAAAAUGUGACUUUAAUUCAAUCUGUCUGUCAUUCAAUGGCUCAGUCACAGUUAGCCUAUUUGCCUCCUGGUGGUUCCUGGCCGGUAUUGCGAUGUGUACCCAAAACUCUCCACUCCACUCAUGAAGCACACUGAUCUGGUGAAUCCAUUUGGAAGUCUCUCUACCCUGCACCAGUUCUCCUUCCGUAGUCCAAACUUUGCAGACAAAGAGGUGGAUUGUAAAGUGGCCUGCAACCAAAACAUCAUGAAGGUUAUUUGCACAUUUGUUAGUAUGAAGUUCUUCAAGUCACCGUGCACUUGUACAUUGCUUAGUGUGCUUUCAUGCCGUCUUCUAAAGGGUUAUUAUGAGAGUGAGAUUUGUAAGGAGAACUUGAAUGAGGGUGAGUUUAGGAACAUCUUUCAAAUGAUUGAAUUUCUUUUAAGGUACUAUUUGAAGGUAAAUAAUGUUGUUACUCUUCAUUCACCUCUUUUUACUAUUUUAGAUUUAUGUCACGUAUCUCUGGUUUUAAAUCAUUUAUUUCGCUGUUGUUUUUUGAUUGUUUAGAGCUUUUAAAUACUUCAUUAGUCACCUGACUGUGACCUCAUGUUGCAUUCAUGACCCUCUUUUUUAUUUUCGGUGUGUGGAUGUUGUUUGCCAAAAUUUCUGAUUUAAUUUGUUGUUUUUUGUCCUUUGCUUUUUGUAAGUUGGAUUUGAAACAUAAGUGUGUGUGGUGUGGUGUACUGGUUAUACCCCUGCACUCUCAGUAAUCAUCAUCCAACGUUAGCUCUACCUUUGCCAAUGAUUCUUUGCAUUUAACCUACCAGAGUGACAGAUGUUCACUCUGUGGCAUGCACAGUUUCCAUGUACAGUUACAGUGCCUUUGUUUUUCAAUAAAAUGUUUUUUUUCAUGA